Molecule: messenger RNA, 1369 nt
Organism: Ziziphus jujuba (common jujube)
Lineage: Eukaryota; Viridiplantae; Streptophyta; Magnoliopsida; Rosales; Rhamnaceae
Product: protein DUF642 L-GALACTONO-1,4-LACTONE-RESPONSIVE GENE 2
Exons: 3
Coding region: 106-1230 (374 amino acids)
Source: RefSeq, a predicted model, not a curated record
AAUUUCGACACCAAGCCUCUUCUCUCUCUCUCUCUCUCUCACUCUCAUACUCUCUUCUGUAGAGUAUCGCUAUCUGUCUUUCUCUUAGAAAUAGAAUAGCAAAAGAUGUACAAGCUCACAGUGCUUUCGGUGCUACUGUGCGCCACCUGGAAUAUAGCUCUGUCUCUCUCCGACGGUUUAUUACCAAAUGGUAACUUUGAGUACGGUCCAAAACCAUCAGAAAUGAAAGGCACACUAGUGAAAAGCCCCAAUGCGAUUCCCAACUGGACAAUCUCAGGGUACGUGGAGUACAUAAAAUCAGGACACAAACAGGGUGACAUGUUAUUAGUAGUCCCAGAAGGUGCAUUCGCAGUUAGGCUAGGCAAUGAGGCAUCAAUCAAACAGAGGGUUAAGGUUAUCAAGGGCAGGUUUUACUCUAUCACGUUUAGUGCUGCUCGUACCUGUGCACAAGAGGAGCGGCUCAACGUCUCCAUAUCCCGCAAAACCAAACCAACCAGUGACUGGGACAUCCUGCCCAUCCAAACCAUGUAUAGCAGCAACGGUUGGGAUUCAUACGCACGUGGUUUUGUAGCAGAUGAUUGGGAUGUUGAAAUUCUCAUCCAUAACCCGGGUGUGGAGGAGGAUCCGGCCUGUGGCCCACUUAUUGAUUCGGUUGCCUUGAAGCUUUUGUUCCCUCCUAAGCGCACUGGAGGUAACUUGUUGAAAAAUGGUAACUUUGAAGAAGGCCCAUAUGUGUUGCCCAACACUUCGUGGGGUGUUCUGAUCCCACCCCACAUUCAGGAUGUUCACAGUCCAUUACCAGGAUGGAUAGUGGAAUCCCUCAAGGCUGUCAAGUAUUUAGAUUCCGAUCACUUCACUGUCCCGGAGGGAAAACGUGGUAUUGAACUUAUCGCAGGGAAAGAGAGUGCUAUAGCACAGGUGGUUUACACGAAGCCUGGCUUGGUGUACGACCUGUCGUUCCUUGUAGGAGAUGCUAAUAAUUACUGUGAGGGUUCUUUGGUUGUAGAGGCAUUUGCUGGUAGGCAGAGUGUUAAAGUUCCUUACGAAUCCAAAGGCAAAGGAGGUUCCAAGCCUGCCUCGCUUCGGUUCAGGGCCGUUUCUAGGCGCACCAGGGUGAUGUUCUAUAGCUCGUUUUACACCAUGACAAAUGAUCAUUCUGGAUCACUUUGUGGACCUGUCAUUGAUGAUGUUAAGUUGCUCAUCUCUCGCAAGAAGCCAGGACAUGCUUAAUCGCCAUCUUCUUAUAUCGUAUAUCCAUCUUCUUAAUGUAUGUGCGACGAAAUCAAAUCAAUGUGGAUGGUUGGUCCAUUAAACUUACUAUUAUACUUUUAUAGAUUUCUUGCAGUAGGAGCCACAUAUGGUUAAUUAA